AUGGGCCAGAGCAAUAAUGUUACAGAAUUUGUCUUCCUGGGCCUCACACAGGAUCCUGCUGGGCAAAAGACAUUAUUUGUCAUGUUUUUACUAAUGUACGUUAUGACAAUCAUUGGCAACUUACUCAUUGUAGUUACUGUUAUAGCCAGUCCCUCUUUGGGCUCCCCAAUGUACUUCUUCCUUGCCUGUCUAUCAUUUCUAGAUAUUGUUUAUUCCACGGCUGUUACACCAAAGUUGAUUAUAGACUUACUCUGUGAUAAAAAGACCAUCUCCUUCACAGCUUGCAUGAUCCAACUCUUUAUAAUGCAUUUAUUUGGUGGUAGUGAGAUUAUCAUUCUAGUGGCCAUGGCCUAUGAUCGUUAUGUGGCAAUCUGUAAACCAUUGUACUAUAUGACCAUCAUGAAUCGACGGGUUUGUGUCAUCUUGUUAUUGGUGACCUGCAUGGGAGGUUUCACACAUUCUCUGAUUCAAAUUAUGUUUGUUUACAACCUUCCUUUCUGUGGACCCCAAGUCAUUGACCAUUUCAUGUGUGACAUGUCCCCAUUAUUAGAACUUGCAUGCACUGAUACCUACUUCAUUGGCAUAAGUGUCAUUGCUAAUGGAGGAGCCAUGUGUGUUGUGGUCUUGAUCCUUCUCAUAGUCUCUUAUGGAAUCAUUCUAAAUUCUCUUAAGACUCAUAGUCAGGAGGGGAGGCGCAAAGCCCUGUCCACCUGCAGCUCCCACAUCAUGGUGGUUGUCCUCUUUUUUGUUCCCUGUAUUGUUAUGUAUGUUAGACCUGUUUCUAAUUUUGCUACUGAUAAAUUCAUCACUGUAUUUUAUACAGUUGUUACUCCUAUGUUGAAUCCUUUAAUAUACACAUUGAGAAAUUCAGAGAUGAAGAAGUCUAUGGAAAAACUGUGGUAUAUGAUGUUAACUUUAGAAAGAAUUAGAAUAUCUCCUCACUGA
Molecule: messenger RNA, 945 nt
Organism: Nannospalax galili (Upper Galilee mountains blind mole rat)
Lineage: Eukaryota; Metazoa; Chordata; Mammalia; Rodentia; Spalacidae
Product: olfactory receptor 4A5-like
Exons: 1
Coding region: 1-945 (314 amino acids)
Biological process (GO): G protein-coupled receptor signaling pathway
Cellular component (GO): membrane
Molecular function (GO): olfactory receptor activity; G protein-coupled receptor activity
Source: RefSeq, a predicted model, not a curated record